GUAAUUUGUGAAUACAGUCUGUUACGGUCGCCAUACGGUGCUGUUGUAUUCUGUAUGUGGAUGGCUUGGCAUUAAAUAGAAGAUAUACAAGAAAGUAUGGACCAGCCACUUGAAUUAAUGUGAACACCGGUUUUCUAUCAUGGUCCAUGGUGCCGACACAAACUUUCCUCAGAUACUGUUUUAAUCAAUUUCGGAUACAAAAAUGACGACAUCCCAGUACAAAGGUCAGGUUCCUUUUCGGAACAAGGGUCAAACCACCUGUAUACACCACAAAGGGACACAACUAGACCAUUACUGUGAAGAAUGUGAAGUUCCUGUUUGUAUCAACUGUGUAUCCACUAUUCACAAGAGGCAUUCGUUGUGUAGUCUAAAAGAAAUUACUCCCCAAAAGAAAAAAGAGAUUCAAAAAUUUAUAGACAAAUCUGAGAAAUUCGACCUGGUACAAAUCGACAAGUAUAUCGCAUCUACUGAUAAACACCUAAAGGACAAUGCCAGCCACUUUGAAGACCUUUCUCAGACGUUAACGAUGCAAACAAACAAACUUAAAGACGACCUUGACCUACUUACAGCUGAGACUCUGUCUCGCUAUCAGAAAAUGGAGGAGGAUAACAUCAAACUAUUGCAAACCUACAAACAGGACCUAGAACUAUAUGACAGACAGUUAAAACAACAAGUAAAAGAAUGUAAGGUUGUACUUCAGCGUGGCUCUGACAUACUAAUCUACGACGCAGGAUCUGAAAUUCAAUCUUCUGUCACACUCCCUGUAAAACCAACCCUGGGUACCGCUAGCUUCAGUCCGAACCGAAAUCCUCGCGGUCACCUUGAACAAGCUUUGGGAAAAGUUAACAUCUCAGAUCAAGGUCAUGGUCAAGCCUUACAAGAACAGGAGCGUUCAGUAGGAUCAUCUGCUGGACAAGGAUUAUUCUCUACACAACCUCAGUCAAACCUAAAGGUUAAGACACCCUCUACUCAACAGAUAUCAGAGCCACAAGGAAGAAAAGCCCCUGCACAGCAAAUGACAAAAGGAACAAAGGAAGUGACCAGACCAGUACACACCCUGUUGUCUGAGACCGAUAUGUUGGAGGAGUGGACGUCUCAAUGUGACAUUAUGUCUGUAUGUCCCACGACUGAUGGCCAGGCAUGGACCAGUUACUCUAUGAGUGGCACAUUAACUCGCCUGGAUAAGAAGGGCAGAGUAUUACAGAAGGUCAAACAAAAUACUGGGAUCAGUGAUAUAAGUCUUUCACCAACAAAAAGAAACCUUUGGGCAUGUGACUUGGAAAACAACAUCACAGAACUCGUGUCAGGGCGACUAGUUAAUAGAUUCAGUACACACAAAACACCACUGUGUAUCUGUAUCACAGGUGAUACUCAUGUCAUUGUGGGGAUGACCAAACACAUUUCAAAAUUUACAUCAAAAGGUACAUUGGUACUUACUACGUUGGCUGCGCGGACUGGGAAAUCAUUGGUGUGUACACCACACAGGAUCUCAGAGUGUCCUGUCACUCACAAUGUCGCAGUGGCUGACAUGGAUAUCAAACGUGAUGGUGGUGAAGGAAAACCGCAUGUUGUUGUCAUGGACACAGAUUUUAAGAAACUAUUUAUGUAUGAUGGUGGAAUCCCCCAAAAAUAUCAACACACGCCACAGACAGGAGGUCGACAAUUUGACCUCUAUGGUGUGGUGUAUGACAGUGUGGGUAACCUCGUCAUAGGAGAUCAUGAAAACAACCGUGUCUUUCUUAUCAGUGGGAGUGGUGAGUUCCUCAGACUCAUACACUCUAGUGACUACAGUACAUUUGCUAUUGGUGUAGACAGGGAGGACGUCCUGUGGGCGGUGUUUAGGGGUAACAAUGUCAAACUCCUACAGUACAGAAGUUAGAAGCAUCUAGACAUACUACAAUGUCUAUACCUAAUUGCCAUGACAACGAUUGCUCCAAUUAGGAAUUUGUGUCAUAUAGUGUCGAAAAUAUUCCUUCAUAAACUCGACAUUGAGCUCUUCUGUCAACACAAAAGACUAUUUCCUAGACAAAAAAAUACCCUAACUAGUUUGCAAACUAUACAUUUCUUGACUUGCAGUAAAUUUAAGGCACCCUUCAAGUAAUUCAAGACCAAGUAAAAUACGGCAUUUAAUGAGCUGAGAAAUUGUUCCCAUCACAAUUCACAGCGAGUCAGAUCGCUCAGACCCCGUGUUAGUUUUUUCUUAUUUUUAGUUGACCAUAAUAUUUACAACUCAUAUUAAAAUGUUAGUAACAGCAAUUCAAUUAUACAUCUUGUGUAAUCAAUCGCACCCUCAUCUCACGUACUCACCUCAUAUAUUUAAUUUCUAUUUAACAUUCUUCGUUUUUGUAGAAACGAUAAUAGUGUUUAACUUAACGAACCAGAAGAGUUAUGUUUAGCAUCAACAUAAAUGUAUUAAGUUUUUAUAAUCAUGACAUUCCUACUGCAAUGUAUACUUUUUGUAUGUUAAAGUUUGUAUGUAGCAUUCUUCGUUAUUCUCAAAUUACAUUUUAUUGAAUAAGACAACUUGUUAUGUCAUACAAAGAAAGCAAUCUGUUUAUAAUCAUACUUAUUAUUGUAUAUUGGACCCAUCAUAAACCCCUUUAUGAUCAGGUCUGGACCAUUUUCUAGUUGUAAUGUAUUUGAUUACACAUAUCUUAUGUGAAAUAAAAAUCCAU
Molecule: messenger RNA, 2675 nt
Organism: Mizuhopecten yessoensis (Yesso scallop)
Lineage: Eukaryota; Metazoa; Mollusca; Bivalvia; Pectinida; Pectinidae
Exons: 2
Coding region: 203-1879 (558 amino acids)
Molecular function (GO): zinc ion binding
Source: RefSeq, a predicted model, not a curated record